UUCAACAUUUGUAAACUUGACAAUUUCCUAAUAUUAGUUUUUUUUAAAUUUCUUUAUAAAAUUGUGGAAAAUUAAGGAAAAAAAUGGAUAAAUGGUUAAGGGAACGAUUGUCUACCUGUCUGGAUUUCGAGGUACCAGAUGACAUGAUUAAAUACAUAACAUCCAUGAAAUCUUCCGCUGAGUUUGAUGAAUAUUUCGAGACUUUAUUGAAUAAGGAAUGUGAAGAUCAUCGCUUGUUUUUGUCCGAUUGUAAGCAACGACUUUUUAGUAAAGCUUUACCCAAUAAAAAACAACAACAAAAUUCCAACAAUCAAAAGAAAGCACAAGGCCAUGGCUCUUCCGUAAUAAAACAAAAUCAAUCCAGUAAUAGUGGUGCGAACCACAAAACUCAUGAUGCUAAUCAAAACCAACACAACCCUCAAUCACAAGGAGCAAAAAAGAAAACGAAGUAUGUAAACUUAUAUACCAACGAUGGUAAUGUAGUCGAUGCUAUAAUGCUUAAAGGAAGGCGUCUGUGCAAUUGCCAGGCCUCACAGCAUAAACUGGUAAACAAUUGCCUAAGUUGCGGACGUAUUGUUUGCGAACAAGAGGGUAGUGGUCCUUGCCUGUUUUGUGGUGAGCUAGUCUAUACCAAUGAGGAACAACAGGUACUCAAAUCAUCUGGCAAGAAAAGUGAUAAUCUCUUAAAGUCCCUCAAAGAAAAGGGUGGGGGAGAAGCUUUGAAAAAGGCUCUAGAACAGAGAGAUCGUUUAUUGGAGUAUGAUCGUAAUAGUGAAAAACGUACCACUGUAAUCGAUGAUGAGCUGGACUAUUUCGAAGAAAACUCUGUUUGGCACUCCGAAGAACAGAGAGCCACCUUUGAACGGCUCAAGCAGGAAAUGCAUGAACGCAAACAUGCCAGUCGUAUUAAUCGUAAGAUUAAAGUGGAUUUUGCAGGUCGUGAAGUGGACGAAGACGUUACUAUUAGCCAGGAAUAUGAACGUGAAGUUUUGAAAGAAGUUGCUGCAGUGAAUGCUAAAAGUGAUAAUUCUAGCAAUUGGUCUAAUCGCAAACAUUCUGACAAAUGGGAUAAUGCUGGGGAUUUAGAUCCUAAUAUGGAUGCUGCUCGUCCUAUUUAUAGACCUUCUGCUGAGGAGAAGGCCAAAAGUAAAGGUCCAACUUUAAAUGAUGGUCUUGAACGAAUUUAUAAUCGGGUUCAGGAUAAGGAACUAAUGGAAAUGCAAGAUAUGCGACAGUGUUUGUCUAUGCAUCAACCUUGGGCCUCAUUACUGGUAGCGGGGAUUAAGAAACAUGAAGGUCGUGUUUGGUACAGUGAACAUCGUGGUCGAUUAUGGAUUGCUUCUACAGCCAAAGAGCCCAGACCGGAAGAAAUACAAGAACUAGAAAACUUUUAUAAACAAUACUACAAUGAUCCUACAAUUAAAUUCCCUGAACAUUAUCCCACCGGUUGUCUAUUGGGUUGUGUUAAGGUUGAUGAUUGUUUGGCCCAGGAAGAGUAUCGUGAAAUUUAUCCUGAAGGAGAAUCCGAAUCUCCUUAUGUUUUUGUUUGUUCCAAUUUUGAACAAUUGCCGGUAGUGUUUCCAAUUAAAGGACAACAUAAGAUAUAUCAAAUUGAUCCUAAAAUCCAUAAUGCUGCCUGUAAGACUUUAAUGCGUUUGAAAGCUACUAAGGGUUAAGAAGAGAGAGCAUUCCCUAAGAAAAGAUUAUAAAUAUAAAAACUUAUUCGAAAAUUGGAUUUUAAAACUGAAUUGUUAUUUCCACCAUUGAAGUGGUUAAAAUAUUCUUACAUGAAUAAAAA
Molecule: messenger RNA, 1798 nt
Organism: Lucilia cuprina (Australian sheep blowfly)
Lineage: Eukaryota; Metazoa; Arthropoda; Insecta; Diptera; Calliphoridae
Product: activating signal cointegrator 1
Exons: 4
Coding region: 84-1676 (530 amino acids)
Biological process (GO): positive regulation of DNA-templated transcription
Cellular component (GO): nucleus
Molecular function (GO): transcription coactivator activity; zinc ion binding
Source: RefSeq, a predicted model, not a curated record